Molecule: messenger RNA, 1299 nt
Organism: Parnassius apollo (apollo)
Lineage: Eukaryota; Metazoa; Arthropoda; Insecta; Lepidoptera; Papilionidae
Source: the annotation of a GenBank genome assembly
AUGGGAUACAAUAUUCUGCCUUCUAUUGACCUUUAUUGGUCUUCCGACCCUGGUUUCAGGGUAGAUGAAAUAGCAGAGACUAUGACCGUAAAGCGAUUCAAGAAGAUAUUGCGAAAUCUGCACGUGAAUGAUAAUACACAGAUACCAGAUAAGACAAGCGAGAACUAUGACAAACUUUACAAAAUACGCACAUUAUUGGAUCUUAUCACUCAGGCAUGUCAGAAAAAUGCCAAAGACUCCUCAUCCCAAAGUAUUGAUGAAUCGAUGAUUCUCUUCAAAGGCCGGUCUUCCAUGAAACAGUAUAUGCCUCUAAAGCCCAUAAAAAGAGGUUACAAGGUAUGGUGUCGCUGUGACAGUAAAACUGGGUAUCUCUAUGAAUUCUACAUAUACACUGGAAAAUCAAAAACCGGAACAGAGGAAGGACUAGGAUCCAAAGUUGUGAAGAUGUUGACUGAAAAGCUGAUAAAUAAAGCACUGGAGGAAUAUCAUAUUAUUAUUACAUUUGACAAUUUCUUCUGUGACUACACUCUAAUGCAAUAUCUAUAUGAAAAUGGCAUUUAUGCUACAGGAACUGUACGAAGACACAGAAAACAUCUGCCUGUACUUGUAAAAACGAAUCAGAAGCUUGCAAAAGGACAAUAUAAAUGGAGAGUCAAGGGAAAUGUAUCUUUCUUAGUUUGGCAAGAUACCAAAGAGGUUCUCCUAUUGAGUAAUGCAUUCCAUCCAAAAGUUGGCAAAACCACUGUCUUACGGACUCAGAAAGACGGCACAAAACAAGAAAUCAACUGCCCGUUAGCAAUAAAGGAAUAUACUAAAAGGAUGGGAGGCGUUGAUCACUUUGAUCAGAUAAAAAGUACCUAUUCAGUAGGCAGAAGAAGUAGGAGAUGGUGGGUCCGAAUAUUCUUUUUCCUUUUAGAUACAAGUAUAACAAAUGCAUACUUGUUAUAUUGCCAAAAUAAGAAUGCGACAAAACUAAGCAAUCUUGAAUUUCGAGUCUCUGUCGCUAGAGGACUGAUCAGUGGGUUUUCCAGUAGAAAACGACGAUCUGGUAGUUUAGUCAACUAUAUCUGCAGAAAAAAAAUUGCUUCUGAGAAUCGCCAAAAGGCAGUGCAUGUUGUCGCAGAGGAAGUUCGUUUCACCAACGUUGGAGACCAUAUGCCCGUUGAAUCGCCUUCAUAUAAACGUUGCAGAAUGUGUAGCACAAAAGAAAAAGACAAAAGAUCGAAAGUUAUAUGUGAAAAAUGCAAAGUUCCGCUCUGCAUAACACCAUGUUUUACUGCAUUUCAUAGGAAAGGCUAG